AUGGAUCAGUACCCAGCCAAGCUCUCCCAGCCACACCAGCCCGCCGUUCCACCCCCGCCCGACUGUGGCACACACCCAACUGUUCACGAGCCUUUGCCUUAUCCCCCCACUAGCUUCGACCCAAAGUCAUUCACCUGCAUAACCUCCCCAUAUGGUGCUCACACCGCACCAAACUUCGCAGAAUGCUGCGACAGCCCGGUCGCCAACUUCACCACCGUCCACCUCACCUCCGAAGGCCCCUCGUCCUGCGCCGCUUACUGCAGCGUUGAGCCCCACCGCCUGCUCGUCAGUGAUUACCGUUCGAGCGACUUCCACACGUGCGUCUUUGGCGGGCCUGAGGAAGACAAGGACGUGCAAUUGGAGUGCUGGGACGGCGAAGGCUUCGUCGGGGAUCUGGACUGGGAGGAUCGCUUCACGAAGAAAGAUGGCAGCAAGCGCAAGAAACGAAGCCCGCAAGAGGAGGUCGAGUCGUCGGCGGCCACCACCACUACUUACGACCCGUCGUUCUGGAGCAGCCUGAUCUCAGCCGCAGAGACGGAGACGGCCACCCCCAUCCUGCUGACCGGCUCGUCGACCACAGCCACUGCUACAUACGACUCCUCGCUCUGGAGCAGCCUGAUCUCGGCCGCCGCGACCGACACCGCUAGCGUCGGCCUGCCCGUGCUGUCCACGACGACGACGACGACGGCCGCUGCCAACGGGACUGCCGCAUCGUCGGGUGAUGCGACCCUGGCCACCGGCUCCUUUGUAUCCGUGAGCGAAGUCUCCGGGACGAGGUCUUCGACGGGCGGUGGCGCCGGCGCUACCUCGACCGGCCCGGCCGGCACAUCCGCAUCGGCUACAACCGACGCCGCUGCGAGCUCGGGAGGCUCGACUGCCUCUUCGAGCGCGAGCGCGAGCGCGAGCGCGGCCGAGUCUUCAUCGGCUACUGGCGCUGCCAGCAGCGCUCAGCUCAAGGGUGCCUAUGGCAAGUGGCUAUGCACUGGUCUCCUUCUCAGCGUCGUCUUUGCGUCCCUUCAGUGA
Messenger RNA from Diplodia corticola, 1023 nucleotides. RefSeq lists its product as uncharacterized. The transcript has a single exon. The record is from RefSeq and is a predicted model, not a curated record. Lineage: Eukaryota; Fungi; Ascomycota; Dothideomycetes; Botryosphaeriales; Botryosphaeriaceae. The coding region runs from base 1 to 1023 and encodes 340 amino acids.